Messenger RNA from Emiliania huxleyi CCMP1516, 1754 nucleotides. RefSeq lists its product as hypothetical. Gene Ontology annotation, biological process: protein folding. Gene Ontology annotation, molecular function: ATP binding; ATP hydrolysis activity; ATP-dependent protein folding chaperone. Gene Ontology annotation, cellular component: chaperonin-containing T-complex. The transcript has 14 exons. The record is from RefSeq and is a predicted model, not a curated record. Bases 14 to 1522 code for a protein of 502 amino acids. NCBI's taxonomy places the organism in Eukaryota, Haptophyta, Isochrysidales, Noelaerhabdaceae.
CUGCAUCUCAGCCAUGAUGGGCCCUUCGCUUGGACCGGUGAACCUCUUCGGAGAGGGCUCGCAGGAGGCCAAGGGCGAGCAAGCCCGCAUGUCCUCCAUCGUCGGGGCGCUCGCCAUCGCCGACCUUGUCAAGACGUCGCUCGGUCCGAAAGGGAUGGACAAGAUCCUGCAGUCGCACUCGCGCGGCGGGUCGGUCUCGGUCACAAACGACGGCGCGACGAUCCUCAAGUCGGUGCUCAUCGACAACCCCGCCGCAAAGGUGCUCAUCGACAUCUCAAAGGUGCAGGACGACGAGGUCGGCGACGGGACCACCUCAGUCUGCGUGCUGGCGGGGGAGCUGCUCCGCCAGGCGGCCGAGCUCAUCGAGAAGAAGAUGCACCCGCAGGUCGUCAUCGGAGGCUACCGGCUCGCGAGGGACGCUGCCCUCAAGGCGCUGCGCGCCGCGGCGAUCGACCACUCGGACGACGAGGCUGCCUUCCGGCAAGACCUCCUCAACAUCGCGAUGACAACUCUCUCGUCCAAGGUGCUCUCUCAGGACAAGGAGCACUUCGCCGCCAUCGCCGUCGACGCGAAGAUCGGCGUCGGCUGCCCCAAGCGGAUGCGCGACUGCAAGGUGAUGAUUGCCAACUCGCCGAUGGACACGGACAAAGUCAAGAUCUACGGCUCCAAGGUCAAGGUGGACUCCGUCUCCAAGGUCGCGGAGAUCGAGGCGGCCGAGAAGAAGAAGAUGCUCGACAAGGUGGACAAGAUACUCGCCCACGGGUGCAACGUCUUCAUCAACCGGCAGCUCAUCUACAACCUGCCCGAGCAGCGCUUCGCCGACGCGGGAGUCAUGUCGAUCGAGCACUCGGACUUUGACGGCACCGAGCGGCUCGCGCUCGUGCUCGACGGCGACAUCGUCUCGACCUUCGACACGCCCGAGCGCGUCAAGCUCGGCUCGUGCGCCCAGAAGCGGAAGACGGGCUCUUGUUCGUGCGAGCUCAUCGAGGAAGUGAUGAUUGGGGAGGACAAGCUGGUCCGCUUCUCUGGCUGCCCAAACUCACAGGCUUCGUCGAUCGUGCUGCGCGGCGCCAACACGCACGUGGCGCACCGCUCGCUGCACGACGCGCUCUGCGUCCUCUCGCAGACGGUCAAGAAUACGGCCGUGCUGCCGGGCGGAGGCGCGCCAGAGAUGCUGAUGGCGCAGGCGGUGGAGGAGGAGUCGAAGCGGGUCGCCUCGAAGCACGUCGUUGCGAUGGAGGCGUACGCAAAGGCGCUGCGCACGAUGCCGAUGCACAUCGCGGACAACGCGGGCUACGACUCGACUGAGCUGUGCGCCGGCCUCAAGGCGAAGCACCACGAGGGGCGCCACACGUGGGGCCUCGAGAUGGACCGCGGCGGGCUGGGCGACAUGGUUGCCCUCGGCAUCUGCGAGUCGCUGCAGGUCAAGGAGCAGGUGCUCCUCUCCUCCUCCGAGGCGGCCGAGAUGAUCCUGCGCGUCGACGAUAUCGUGCAGUGCGCGCCGCGCCAACGGCAGCAGUGAGGCCGCACAGCGAUCCGCCGGUGCAUGGCGGGGCGUGCAGCUGUCGUUCGGGCGCAGCGGCUCGCUGUGUCGCUCCCGAGUGAUCGCCGCGUGCCGCCCCCUAAUACAGUAGAGCACCCCCUUUCGCGCCCCCGAUCUCACACUCUUUGGAUUUGGUUCGCGUGGUUGCUGCUUGAAGUUGUGUUCCGCGCAUUGUCCCCGUCUGUACGAUCAAUGAUGUCUUACAUAAACC